Molecule: messenger RNA, 5152 nt
Organism: Triticum aestivum (bread wheat)
Lineage: Eukaryota; Viridiplantae; Streptophyta; Magnoliopsida; Poales; Poaceae
Product: probable LRR receptor-like serine/threonine-protein kinase At4g36180
Exons: 2
Coding region: 2630-4882 (750 amino acids)
Molecular function (GO): protein binding
Source: RefSeq, a predicted model, not a curated record
CUAGGCAUGUGUAUGCUCCAAACAUUUGUUGGCCACAUGGAAGCAUCAAACUGCAAGAUGUCAGAGAGUUGGAGCUUAGAAUUCAUGUGCAAAGACUUUUGGAGGAACAUAAAACAAAACAAGGGAUAGUCAGAUAGAUGGCAGUUGAGACGAGCGGUGGUCAUAAUUGCACUGACAGAAGUUGCGAAAUUCCAAUGAUUCGAACGAGCGUUUGGGAAAUCCAAUGAACAGCGCACAUGGGUAUUGACUGCACGCACCCAAGCAAGAACAUGAAGCCAUGGCCUUCCUCCUCCCCAAGCUCAACACGUGCAUCUAGCAAAUCACCCCUGCAUCUGUUAUUCUGCUUGAGGCAUUUGUGAUAUGUUCGAGAAACACCAAGAUAAUUUGCCGGGCCUGACCAGAAUGCUAGAAGAUAAGCCUCUCAGCUGGUUGCAGAACGUGAUUGGAUAUUUCCCUUCCAUCAACAGAUUUAUGUUUGGAUUUGGAACGUUGACAAGGUUAGUCAUCCUGGUUUAAAUACUAUGAGAAAUGGCUGACACGCCGGGGACCUAACAAGCUAAAAUUGCACUCACCAUCAAUUUGUGCUUCUGCUGAUCUUGUUCCCCAAUAAUCAGUUACUAUUGGCCAUCUACUUCAUUAUAUUUCAUGGACGCUGACCAGGAGAAUUUGUAGUAAUAUGAGCUAAGUACCUUUUUUAUAAACUUCAUCUUAUGAAUAUGUAAAGUGGCAGUACUCGCAGUGUUUCGCAAAUAUAUCAGUUGAUUGCAGUAGUGACAGUACCCACAGUCCCACAUUGUUAUUGAAUUACCCUUCCAGAUUGGCUGGCUGAAAUAGACUAUCUAGAGAAAUACUCCCUCCGUCUCAUAAUGUAAGCCAUUUUUUUAGUGUCAAAAAACGUCCUACAUUACAACAACAACAGCAACAUGCUGCAAGCCUUUAGUCCCAAACAAGUUGGGGUAGGCUAGAGGUGAAACCCAUAAGAGUUAUCUAGAGAAAUAUAUGAACCAUGAUAAAAGUUUUCUUGGUAACAAUACUGAAUAAAAUCUGCCAUAUACAACACCCAUUUACCAGUUGCUACUCAUUUGCUGCCAUGAUAUAGUGCUUAUUCAUGUCACCCUGCACAACAUAUAUUCCCAUUCUAAUAAAAGCGAAAAAACCCAGAUAAUCAAGGAUUUCGAAACUGAAACAAGUGAACUCGUUGCAAAAGUGUACUAGUAAGUAUACUGCAGGCUCCGUCCGUUAGGGUGGCCAAAUGUAUUGGAAGGGAGCUUGUGAAGUUUGGAGGUAAAAGGAGGCGAGUAAGUUGGGAUACAGAAUCAUUACUAGUUUCUUUGACAUCAUUUUCGGAUUUGCUAAUUCUCAUGAGAAUUGUCUCAUCUAACUCCUAUGCCAUUUGAUUUUAUGCGGAGAUUCAUGCAGUUUUUUUUCUUUUUAUUUUUCCAUGCUAAUGUCACUUAGAUGAGACUUAGUGAACUCUCGUCUAGAUGAGAGCUAGCCACACCCAUUAUUUUCCGCACAUUAAAUUCAUAGUAGAGUAAUCUCGUGCUAAGAUGCAAAUCACUGGUUUGAAUCUGAUAGGAUACUUUCUUACUAAAUUGAUUCACUUUUUUUUCUUUGUUUUUGUAACUUUCUCUAUAUUUUUUAGAGAAUUUUAUGACUUAGUGCCGGAUGCAUGCAUUUUUGGUCUGAACACUAAAUGAAGCACGAACUAGAAAUAUAUAUUCUAAAAUGUAUUUUUAGCUAAUUUUCUCUCUUUAUGCUUUCUUCCGGGCUUAGAUUCCUGCCAUUGAGGCCUCAAUUGCUCCUCUGGGAGCAUGCUUCUAAACCAUGAAUGUUGGCUUGGUAGCUUAUUAUCUUCAGCAUAUUAGAUAUCGAUUAAAUGUUUCAGGUGAUACAUUCCUGUAUCAGAGUUGAAAUGUUUUUUGGAUAACGACACAUGCAUACAUCUUGCCAUUUGUAAUCUACAAAAUAUAUAAAGUGAAAGUACUCACAGUGCUAAUCAACAUAUCAGUUGGUUUUGGUAACUACAGUACCCAAAGUCUUCAGCAUCUAAAUCAUGAAUAUCGGGUUGGUAGCUUAUGUUCUUCAACAUAUUAGUUUUUUUGUGACAAAGAGCAUAUUAGAUAUCAACCAGGGUGAUAGUGAUACAUUUCACUAUUAGAGUUGACACCCUGGUAAUUAUAUUUGGCAAAUGUGCUUCCGUUUUAUUUGCCUAUGUUUCUCUUCUUUUUGUGUGCCUUUUUUUGUGGGCGCAAGCCUCUGCUGUUGAAGCCUGAACUGCUGCUCUAGGAGGCAGGACCAAGGUUCUAUGUGUUCAGCAUUGGUAGCGUAUUGUCUAUUUGUCUUCAGCAUGUUAGAUAUCAACAAUAUAUCGGGUGAUAUGGUCAAGUACUGGAGUUGAUUAAGCAUAUUGUGCCAUGACUUCCAAGUGUCACCCUGAUAACGACAUAUUUCUUAUUCUUAUUAUGGGCAGCCCUCUAUAAUGGACUACUAAGACUAGCAUGUAGUGCUUGCCCUUAAUGUAAGCUACAAUACUCCACCAGACCACCCUGUUAGGAACGGCCGGCCGGCCGGCUGGCUCAUCCAGAGACAUAUCCUCCGCAGCAAGCGAAGCUUCUACCAAGCCAUCAUGAAGCAUCUCCAUUCUGUAUGCUUUCUCUUACUCUCUUACACUUGUCUCCUAUUAUACGUCGCCGCGCCGGCGAGUGCCAACAUCCGGGGUGAAGCUGAAGCACUUGUGAAGUGGAAGGCUAGCUUGGUCGAUGCCGAUGGGUCCCUUAGUACAUGGUCGAUGGCCAACUCCACAAGCCUUUGCAACUGGUGGCACGUCACUUGUGACUUGGCUGGGCACAUCAGGCAGCUCAUGCUUAUCGAGACAAGUCUGAAUGGCACACUUGAUGACUUCGACUUCCCCGCCUUUCCCCACAUGGAGAAACUCAUCCUGUACGACGUUGGUCUAUAUGGCACAAUUCCAGCGGGGAUUGGCAACCUCACGAGUUUGGUUGUGUUGGACCUCAGCAGAAACCCAUAUUUGAGAGGCGCCAUUCCUCGCAGCAUUGGCCAGCUGAUGCACCUUGGUUUACUGCGAUUGAGAUAUUUGAAGCUUGAUAGCACGCUACCUGAAGAGAUUGGUAACCUGACGAGCUUGGACGAGCUCGAUCUGUACUCAGUUACUUUGACAGGGUCAAUCCCACCAACAAUUGGGUUGCUCGUGAAGCUCCGGAAGCUUAUCCUGCGAAACAAUAAGCUGACAGGGAGAAUCCCGCUGGAGAUUGGAAACAUGACAGAACUGCAGUCCAUAGAGCUGGAUGAUAACCAUUUGGAAGGGCAGCUGCCAGGUACCAUCAUUCAUCUGAGAAAACUCAGGUAUUUGUAUCUGUCAGAAAACCAACUUGGAGGCCACAUCUUCCCGGAGCUUGGGAAUAGCAGUCUCCUGGAUGAGGUCGAGAUUGCAAAUAAUAACUUCUUUGGGGUGUUCCCGUCAUCCAUUUGCGCAGGAGGUGCACUGAAAUUUCUCAUUGCUGGAUAUAAUGGAUUUACCGGCAUUCACCGUCAGACCUUUAAAAACUGCACAUCCUUGCACAGUGUUGACUUCACGGCAAACAACAUUGUUGCAGAGUUAAGGGACUGUUUUCAUGAGCAUCUUGGACAGCUUCAGGCAAUGGAUUUCAGUGAAAACCAGUUCUAUGGCACGGUUCUGACAGAUUGGGGCGAGGUAUUCCUUUGUAAUUAUACCCUUUUAGACUUCCUAGACCUAUCAAAUAAUUCCUUGCAUGGAGGUCUCUCCCAGUGUUUCUGGGACAUGGCAAGCUUGAUGUUCAUGGAUCUAUCGAGCAACUCCUUCAGUGGCGUGGUUCCAUUCUCGAGGACAUGUAGUGUUGAUCUGAACUAUCUACACCUAGCCAAUAACCAUUUCAUAGGAGCCUUCCCGUUUGGUCUUAAGAAAUGUAAAAACCUGAUCACUCUAGAUCUUGGAGGCAAUAAUUUCUCAGGUACGAUACCAUCUUGGAUAAGCAAGAACUUACCUGGACUCAAGUUUCUUCGUCUGUCAUCCAACACAUUCGAAGGUGUCAUACCUCUUCAGGUAUUACACUUUCACAAACUCCAAUUGUUGGACUUGUCAAAAAACAAGCUCACAGGACCCGUUCCAGAUGAUUUUUCAAAUUUUACUGGCAUGGCACAUGAACAGGAACAAAUUGACUAUGUAUAUACUGGCUACGGCGUGCAUGCACAGCAAAUCCAAAUAGUUUGGAAGAAUGUAGAUCAUGUUUACGUUAUGGUGAUAGCAGGCAUGGCCGGUAUCGACUUAUCUGGGAACUUUCUUUCACAAGAGAUCCCACAUGGGCUCACAACGCUUCUUGGAAUCAGGUACCUGAACUUAUCAGGAAAUCAUUUGUCAGGUCGUAUUCCCAAAGACAUUGGCAAUCUGGUACUGCUGGAAUCCUUGGACCUUUCUCGGAACCAACUAUCAGGGGAAAUUCCUCCAAGCUUUGCAGAUUUGAAGACCAUAAGCGUCCUGAACCUCUCGAGCAACAGUUUAUCAGGGAGGAUACCUACGGGCAAUCAGUUGCAGACACUCGUAGAUCCUUCAAUAUACAGCAAUAAUCCUGGGCUGUGCGGGUUUCCGUUGGAAGACUGUGUAAACUCGUCGACACCUACGCAAACCGAAGAGAGUCAGGCUGAAGAUAGAGAGGCAUUGUGGUUGUAUUGCUUCGUGGCUGCUGGGUUCAUCUUUGGGUUCUGGCUGUACUGGGGCAUGUUCAUGUUCCGCAGCGAGACAUGGAGAUUUUCGUUCUAUCAAUAUGUGGACAACAUGCAAGCCAUGGUAACCAAGAAGAUAUAUAGCUGCAUGUCGCACUUUCGGGUCAAUGGCGCUGAAUGAUGAAGAGUGUCACGUGGUGCUGAAGUAAUGGUGUAUCGCGUCCUAUAUCGAGCAUGUCUGUAAUAUUUCCCUUCCUCUGUUAGUUGGACGUUUUGUUGUAAUUUGAUGUUACUCAGGUUUUGUGGCGCUGAAACCUACUGGUUUCAGAUUUCAGAUUUGAUUGUUUGGUACCUAAGGCUAUUUGGAGUGAAGUGAAUGAGUUCUUUGAAAUCAGUUACGUAGUCAUAAUUCUGAAUCUGUAGCUUGUUUUUUGGUUAGUAACACUAGGCA